This is a messenger RNA of Liolophura sinensis, 4144 nucleotides long. Its product is annotated as protein naked cuticle homolog 1-like. The transcript has 8 exons. Bases 121 to 1749 code for a protein of 542 amino acids. The record is from RefSeq and is a predicted model, not a curated record. Gene Ontology annotation, biological process: negative regulation of Wnt signaling pathway. Gene Ontology annotation, molecular function: calcium ion binding. Gene Ontology annotation, cellular component: cytoplasm. Lineage: Eukaryota; Metazoa; Mollusca; Polyplacophora; Chitonida; Chitonidae.
UCAGACCAGAGAGGUGUUUACGUGAACUUUCUUGUCUGUUUCUCUUCAGUCAUGGAGUUGUAUUACUCAAUAUGUGCUAUUUCAUAACUGGAUUUUCACUGGAGUAAGGCGUCUCGCCGUAUGAUGGGAAAGUUACAAAGCAAACAGGCAAAUACAGAAGCCCGGGGAAACACGGCAGUUGAGUGUUUCCUCGUUGACAAGAGUUUGGAAGAUCAGAUUUUGAAGAGCAAAUCCGAAUGUAAUCUGGCAAACUUCAACAUGGAGUCGUCCGUUUCGGAGGUAUCCAUUUGCUGUGACGGAAAACAAGAAAGGAUACCUUUGAAAGUGGAGCUUCCCCCAGAGGCCCUGGGUAAUGACACCAUCAGAGUGCUCACAAUUGACCGGGAUGGACAGGUCAACUGCCAGGAGAAAUGUUCAGACCAUGAACGCAGCCUCAACAUCGAGGAAUUCGAGUGUGGAGUGCAGAUUGAAAGCAGGGAGAGCUCAAAACAAGAAUGGUCUUUUACACUGUACGACUUUGAUGGCCAGGGGAAAAUAACAAAGGAGGACCUGGCCAGCCUGUUAAAGGCGCUGUAUGAUGCAGUGGGCUCCUCCAUCAAGCUACCCAGCAGUGGAACUAAAUCGUUAAAACUGCGCCUGACAGUAGGCCCCGACAACUCACAGCUCCAGGCUGAUAUUAAGGCGGAUGUUAAAUCAUCACCUGUGAAAAAUUCGAAAGGCAAGGACUCCCCUGUGAACAAAGACAGCAGCUUAGCCAAUGCUACAGACAAUGGCCAGACCAUACAUUUGCCCAAAGACCUUUCUAAGUUAAAUAAUUUAUUACAACAAAGUAGCCGGCACCAGCAUACUCCGAAAUGCAAUAUAGAAAAGCAGCAACAGCAGCAAGCCCAACAACAACAGCAGCAGCAGGCCCAACAACAACAACAAACAAGACAUCACCAGCAACAAAGUGGUCAUCAGCCGUCAACGCUGCAAACUCUUCACGGGAACAGAGUACGACUGAGUUCUCAUGAUCAUCAGCAUUUGGCGGAACUAGUGCAGCAGAAUAUGGAGAGAAAUCAUGUACGACAUCUUAGGAGGCACCAUAGUGAUUCCCGCGGCAGUUCACAGCAUGAGCACUCUCACCAGAAGAGGAAGCACAAGCCUGUGUGCCAGAACAACCAAACUGAGGAGAGACCCAAGGAAAGUCAAGACAGACGCAAUUAUUAUCUGGACUUAGCAGGUGUAGAAAAUAAUACCUCUAAAUUUCAACCUACCUCCUCUGAACUGAAUCAUGCACAGGAAAACCAGCAAUCUCCGCAGCGAGGAAGGUCGCAGGACGCAGCAUGCAAGUUCCACGACAACCUGAAGAAGGAAGGGGAAAGCACAAAGGUGACAAGCACAAAACUCUUUGACAAUGUCAGGUUUGACCCCCAUGUUAGGUCAAGGUCAUUUGACCCCCAGGAAGCGACGCAGCGCUCCCCUAAAUCUCAGACUAAAGUCAGCUCAUCUCCAAUGAGCAAGUAUAGUCGGUAUAGACCAGUCAGUUUGCCCUCUCAGGUGCCCGAUUCGGUGUCCCCGCAUUAUCACCGUCGGCACCGCCAUCGAGAGAAAGACCACGACCUUGCUAUGCAGCAAGUGGCGGAGUGGAUUGAGAGGCAGCACACGUGGGAUGAGGACGGCAAACGACUGGUGAUUCAGAGACACGAACACCAUCACGUUCAUGAACACCAUCAUCACCAUCACUAUCACCAUUAUUAUGAGGCGUGACACAGCCGUGGUGGUGUGCGUGACACUAGCCGACUUCUUAAUGAUAUUUCCAGUUUACAUUACAAAGUGGCUUCUACAACAUCGUGCCCAACUGGGAAGAAUUCUUUGUCUUGACAAUUUGCCUGAAACAGAGGCCUUCUGUGUGAUAUUGGUAUGCUUUGCUCUUUGUGACACUGGCAGCCGCCGUGAUGGGGGCAUGGCUUGAUGGUUUCCUUGGCAACCCCUUACUGACAGGGUAUAUACUUCCUUAUGCUUAAAAAAGACUUUUGUGUCAAUGGGUGGAGGGGAUAACGCACAGAUUCAGGGGUCUCUGAACAUUUACUUCAUUCUACAUGGAAACUGACAGACCUCUGCCAUAACCAAAACAACCGUUCAUGCAAAGAGUAAUCUGUUGGUGCUGGGUAAGAUUAAACAACUACACCUGAAGCUGAUGAGACUUAAAACAGACCAAAGGUGUGUCAAAUUAAAAUACUCAGUGUGACAACCAAUGAAAACACAGUAGAAACUUAAAAUUUUUCUUGGUUUUGAAACUCCAUCCUUGGAGCUUCAACAUUGUACCAAAGAUACCCCUGACACAGUUCCAGAACUUCAGAAUUGAAUCUGUUUGUGGAUGAUGAAGAACAAUAUACAUGUAACUUUCCUUUGGAAGACAACCCCUCGCCCCAUCACACUGUGGUACCCUCACCCCACAACCUGUAAUGUCACCCUGAGAUUAUUGGGCUCUACAUUUACACUCUCACUAUGUGGUGGACAGUUCUGAUCAAGAGCUAAAUGUCUUUGUGUCCGUUAUUGAAUGGUCAGUUGUUGAAACGUCAAGUGUACUUUGUUGCUGUGCUAUCAGGUGGUUGGUGGUGAAUUGUGGUUUAGCGGUUGUAUCAGUCCAGAUUACCAUUACUUACAGGGUAUACUGUUAUUUGUGGCAUGAAACUGGCAUUGGUUUUCAAAAAGGAUAUAUAUCUAUAAAGAAAACACAUGCUAAACAAUUUUCCAAAUUGCUAAAUCAUGGACAAAUCUAGUUCAAUAAAACAAUUUUUGGACGUUCAGUAAAGUUAUUGAUAAAUUGCUUUACCUUGUAUUGUUUACAAAAUAUUUUCCUGUGUUUCAUCAUUCAAUCAGUUUGAAAAUGAUGGUGUAUAAAGCCUGUUUCGUUCCCAUCUAACCUAUAGUCUGAAAUCUUAAAGGAAACAACAUUAGCACAAUAUUGAGAACCUAAGGAUCUUGAAUUUUGCCACAAUUUUGGCCAAGUGCAUUUGCCACAAGUCAAUUUAAGUAUAGCACAUUACAUUGUAGAUGUAUUGAAUACAGCGCUUGUGGCAGAAAAGUGCCAUGGAGGUGCUACACCCUAACACAGUAGCCACCUGUGGCGACAUGUCACACUUGAUACCAUUUACUGUUACAGUAUUACCAGUAGUCUUGUUUGUUACAUAGAAUGCAUUUUAUGUACAGUUUAAUGAAUGUAUGUCCGUGAAUGAUUGUCAGUGAACAUAUGUUAUUUGAUUGGUCAACAAGUUAUAAAUAUUAUUCAUCAGAUAUUUCCAUGGAUACUGGAAUGUUUAUAUGUACAGUGGGUUCACUUUUGUGGUCUUUGUUCUCUAGCUUCAUUUGAAGGAAGGAAAUUCCUUUAAUUAUAAAGAAAACCAUAUUUGUAAAUUGGAAUAACUUUCACAACAAAAGGCAGGAGCCAAUCAUAAUACUGAAUAUCACCAUGGCAAUAGGAGUUGAUCAAACGUAAAUAAAUAACACAAACUACCUCGUUAAAUGUGCUGUUAAUAAAUUAUAAGUCCCUUUUGUUUGGGAGGGGGUUAAAAGGAGUGGGGAUUGUGGUAUCUGUAAAUAUCACAGGUGUCUUUGUCCAUAACACAGUGGGUGUCAUUAUAGGUGGAAAUUUGUGACCAAUGAACAGUCAGAUUCACUUUAGUCACGUGGCUUAUCUUUAUGUUUAUUUUGCAAAAAAUGUUCAAAGGGAAAUUCUGAUUUCUGAGCUUUGCCAAGCUGUAAAAUUUUGUUACCUAAUGCUUCUUACAUUUUUUUCUUUGAAAAGCAUGUGUUAAACCAGUCGUCUGGCUAGUUGACCAGUCAAUCUGAACUGUUACGUUUGGUUACUGACAAAAGCAUAUUCACAUAGUAAUGUGGAGAAUUGUGUGUGUACAUUACUUCAGUAAAACAUGGAUGCCUUUUAUGAUCGUUAAGGUCAAUCAUUGCACAAAUCCUAAAGCCUUCUAAUCGCUGGUCAUGCGACUUUCUGGGUGGUCAGUGAAAAAAGAUAUGUGGUAAAGCAUUUCUUACCCGAAAACCAAACACUUAAGUUAUUAUUCAAGUUUGCUGAACUAAAUAUUAUUAUAUGCUGUGAUUUUUUUCUUCAUGUCAUGUUUUGUUUUAAGCACAUUGAAUUAAA